This is a messenger RNA of Aspergillus niger, 342 nucleotides long. RefSeq lists its product as hypothetical. Lineage: Eukaryota; Fungi; Ascomycota; Eurotiomycetes; Eurotiales; Aspergillaceae. The coding region runs from base 1 to 342 and encodes 113 amino acids. The transcript is spliced from 4 exons. The record is from RefSeq and is a predicted model, not a curated record.
AUGGCGGGCUCAGACACAGUAUUAUUGUUGGGGAUCUUGGUUGAUGAUAUCCGUCAUAUCACCAGAGACGGAGAAGGGAGGCGAAGCUGUUCCCAUGGUAAAGUCGAUGGCUCAGCGCAUCUGGAAAUGAACCGGGACUGCGUGGGAGGGGAGGCCGAGUGCGAAAUCGGGCAGUUAAGCGAGCUGGGGGGCGUAUUCGCUCCCACCCACGCCACCCCGUUCGGGUCUGCGACGGAAUGGAUGGCCUCUGAAGACGUGAUUACCUCGGCGCCGGGAGUUCUCCGCGUCAAACCAAACACUGAAAGGAGUCACGGGAUGCCAGUGCUUGAUCAGCAGUACUAA